Triticum turgidum subsp. durum (durum wheat) is the source of this 1488-nucleotide messenger RNA. The record is from the annotation of a GenBank genome assembly. Lineage: Eukaryota; Viridiplantae; Streptophyta; Magnoliopsida; Poales; Poaceae.
AUGGCGCUAUGGCUCACGCUGCUCCUCGGCGUGGCCCUCCCCGCCGCGGCGCUGGUUGCUGCCGCGUGCUACGCUUACCGCCGGCGGCACAUGCCCCGUAACGCGCCGCCGGAGCUACCGGUCGGUGCUCGUGAAGUCGGCGGCGCCGACCCGUCGGCCAGUCCUGGGCUGGCGAAGCUCAACGCCAAGUACACCGCCAGCAGCGGCCGCGUGGGCGUCCGGUUCCAGCAGUUGCACCACCACCACCAUGUCCGCGGCGAUUCGAGGCACCGGGGACCGGGCGGUGGCGCGCUGCAGCAGGGCCCGUUCCAGUGGGGCGAUCACCCGCGGCUGGUGAUCGGGGCGGCGGAGCACGGGUGGGCGCAGUUCGUCUUUGCCGUGGCGCCGCCGAAGGCGAGGUCGGCAUCGUCGUCCCCGCUGUGGGGGCUCUGUCCGGUCUGUGACGCCGGGACCAGCCGCGACAUGGCUGAGGCCGCGUGGGAGGUCCCCGUGGGAUCGUCCGAGCGGCUGCAGGCUGUGCGGCUCAAUCCCGUGGCCGCGGCCGCCGGAGCCGCCGCGUCCAGCAAGAAGUGGCUCCCGGGAAGCCUGUCGAGCCCCCUCCGCAACGACCAGGAUCUGACAAGUAACAACGGUCUUUGCAUCGCCAGGAUGGGCAUGCCGCUACCGGGGCCGCCGAUGAACGGUACGCCGUUCCCGCAGGACGCCUACUUCGAGGUCACCAUCAUAUAUCUGAACACACGGCGCCCGGAGUGGUCGGCGUCCCGGACGAGCAGGCGUGGGCACGACGGCUCCGGCGACAGCGAGCGCAGCAAGCUCAUCAAUUUUGCACCGGACACCACCGGCCCGAUCCAGGAAACCAGGGCCGCGAAAGAUGACCAGGGAGACAAACAGAGGCACUUGGUCAUGUCGCUGGGCCUCGCCGCCGGGUCCGCCGCACCGGCCCGGCCGUCGUUAGCCGGAACGUAUGCGUCGUCCAUCGGCUUCCACUCCAACGGCGCGGUCUACCUCGACGGGAUGAAGCUGGCGUACGAAUCGGAGAAGUCAGCGUGGGCGGGGGUGGACAAGGUCGUGGGCUGCGGCUUCGAGCCGACGAAGCGGAAGGUGUACUUCACGGUGGACGGACAGCUCGUCCACGCGGUUAGCUGCAACGCCGACGCCUUCUCCAGCCCGCUGUACCCGGUGCUGGCCUCCAGCUUCGACGUGAUGGCGCUGGUGAACCUCGGGCAGAGCAAGUUCCGGUACGCGCCGGCCAACGCGCGGCGCACGGCCAACCCGUGCUUCGUGCGGUCCGCGUCGCUGGGCGAGGGCCGGAGCGGGUCCAUGGGGCUCGACUUCGACGACAGCGGGGACCUGUUCUCCAUGGGCCGCGUGGACUCCGGCUGGACGGAGGCCUCUCGGGUUAGCAAGAGCAGGAAGGAGAGCGGCGGCGGCGCGACGGCGGCCGGCGACCUCGAAGCCGAGUCUGACCUCUUCGAGAUCUCAUUGUGA